GACGAGCAGCGGAGAGACACACCGCAACGUCUCGCCGGGGCUGGGAGGUCACCUAAAACCUCAAAUUGGAGGUGGAGGAAGUGCUGGGUGUCGCCUGACCAUAGCGGUUACAUGUACAGCAGCCUCAGCUGAGGGUUACGUUGUGUGUUCGAGGAUUGUGUGCUGCGAUGUCGGAGUUUCUGGUGAGUCUGUUCGGGGAGCGGCUCGUCAACAGCGAGAAAGCCGAGGUGGAUGUCCAGUCUCUCGGCGCCAAGCUGUCCCUGGUCGGGCUCUUCUUCGGAUGCAGCCUUAACGCCCCGUGCAAGCAGUUCAACGGCAGCCUGUGCGAGUUUUACAACAGGUUCAAAAAGACCUCUGAGUAUAAGGAUAAAUUGGAAAUCGUCUUCAUCUCGUCUGAUCAGGACCAGAAACACUGGCAAGACUUUUUGCAGGAGAUGCCAUGGCCUGCUUUACCUUUCAAAGACAGACACAAAAAGAUGAAGCUGUGGAACAAGUACAAGGUGACCAGCAUCCCAUCUUUAGUGUUUGUGGACGCAGCCACGGGGAAGAUCGUGUGCCGAAAUGGUCUUUUGGUGGUCAGAGAUGACCCUAAAGGCCUGGAGUUCCCCUGGGGGCCGAAGCCAUUUGCGGAGGUGGUAGCAGGGCCUCUGCUCAGGAACAACAGGCAGACAACAGACAGCAGCUCUCUGGAGGGACACUAUGUGGGAGUGUAUUUCUCAGCACACUGGUGUCCACCAUGCCGCAGUUUGACCCGGGUCUUGGUGGAAACCUAUCGAACUGUUAAAGAGUUAGGGCAUAAGUUUGAAAUCGUGUUUGUCAGCGCUGAUAGGUCAGAGGAGUCCUUUAAGCAGUACUUCAGUGAGAUGCCAUGGUUGGCAGUGCCAUAUUCAGAUGAGGCUCGGAGAUCACGGCUCAACAGACUCUAUGGAAUACAAGGUAUUCCCACGCUGAUUAUGUUGGAUGCAGAUGGUCACAUGAUCACACGGCAGGGCCGUGUGGAGGUGCUCAAUGACCCCGAGUGUCGACUCUUUCCGUGGCACCCCCGGCCCGUACUCGAGCUCAAUGACUCCAAUGCUGUGCAGCUUCACGAGGGGCCAUGCCUCGUCCUGUUUGUAGAUGCUGAGGAGGAAGGUGAGCUGGAGCCAGCCAAGGAGUUGAUUCAACCAAUAGCAGAGAAGCUUAUGGCCAAGUACAAAGCCAAGGAGGAGGAGACGCCACUGCUUUUCUUUGUGGCUGGCGAGGAUGACAUGAGUGACUCCCUGCGAGACUACACUAACCUCCCAGAGGCAGCACCUCUUCUCACUAUCCUGGACAUGUCGGCUCGUGCCAAGUAUGUUCUUGAUGUAGAGGAGAUAACACCAGCCGUUGUGGAGCAGUUUGUCUGCGACUUCCUGGCUGAAAAGCUCAAACCAGAGCCCAUCUAAGGAGAGAACCGGAGUACAAAUAAGACAUGUUAUAUGGGACUCAAUCUGUCAUCCAAUCCUCUCGUCUUUCCCAACAUCCUGCGGUCUCAUCCACCUCCCUGCUGACUGUUAGCAAAACGUCUCAUUUUUAAUGACAUUUUAACUUUUUUUUUUUUUUAGACAUGUUCCUCUUUCCAUGGAGUCUUCUUUCUCCUGUGGUGCCUUGCAUUGACUAUAGUCCAUACAGUAAUAUAUAUGGAAACUUUUUUGUUUUUUUUUACACACAUUAGCAUUUCUGAAGUCUAGACAACACCAGAGAAUUACCCAGUGGACCUACUUCUAAAGCUGAUUCUUUGCUUUCUGUUUUGUAUGCAGGAUCUAUGUUACUGUUAAUUGCUGAAUGACAAUAAGAAAGACUAAAAUCCCUUUUUACAGUUGUACUUCACAUGAAAUGCAGAUGGUCUGAACCUCAGUAGAUGUAGCUAAGCCUAAUUUAAAUAAAACAGUAUGACAGAUGCACACAGAAAAGAGCACAGUGCUUGUUUAUAAGACCAAUGACUGAUGUUUUGAACCCAUGUGGCUUGUUGUCACAUUGAAAGUGAAGGUCAUCUCUAGCCAGUUAAAAGUGGUUCUCAUUUCAGUUAUAUGAGGAUUUUCUGUGAAGGUCCCUCUAAUGAAAGAGGCCAGGUUAUUUCUGGAGGCACAAAAAUGGUAUUUUGAGAAGUGUUGAAUGUAUAAAUCCCUAUUUUCUGUUACUUCAGUCAUGACUUCUCACACUUAUUAAAGAUUCACUGGUAAGC
Melanotaenia boesemani (Boeseman's rainbowfish) is the source of this 2203-nucleotide messenger RNA. It is a transcript of the gene nxn, whose product is annotated as nucleoredoxin. The record is from RefSeq and is a predicted model, not a curated record. Gene Ontology annotation, molecular function: thioredoxin-disulfide reductase (NADPH) activity. The transcript is spliced from 8 exons. NCBI's taxonomy places the organism in Eukaryota, Metazoa, Chordata, Actinopteri, Atheriniformes, Melanotaeniidae. Bases 168 to 1424 code for a protein of 418 amino acids.